AAGUUUGUUAUUUAUAUAACAAAAUUUGCAACUAUACAUGCCAAGGUCAAGAAUUUCCAGAGAGUAAUGCAACACUUCGCUUUGUGGAUAAGGAGGAAAACAACAGAAAUAUUCGCUUGUUUCCGAAAUUCAGUUUUUCUCAGAAAGAUCUGAACAAGAUCUUUUUGUGUGAGCUAUUUAUUAAUUUCAAAUAUGCAAGGACAGUUUAACGAAGAAACAGUCAGCAGGUAUUUUACACUCUUGAACUAUUGUGGAAAGAGAUUAACAGUAAGUAAAAAGAGCCCGUGCUUAGAUAAACUGGUCCAGUUUUUUGGGAGGUGCUGCAGGAACCACAUUCUUUGGUAGAAGUGUAAAUUAAUAAAAAAAAACUAUAAUAAUCCGACUACUGAGGGUUUUUUUCAACAUUUCCAGGUUUUAUAUUUUGUUAUUAUAAAGCCCCAUAAAAUAAAAAAAUAUAUAUAUAAAAAAAUAUAUAUAUCCAUUCACACUUCCGGUGCAGGGGGAAGCGCUUCCUGAUAGCUGAAACCCGUAAUGAAUACGUGAAUCAUGCCUCGCAAAAACGAGCUUUCGGAAGCUUUACGAUCGCAAAUUGUUGAUCUGCACAAAGCUGGAAAAGGUUAUAAAAUAAUCGCACGCACUUUGGAUAUUCAUCGCAACACAGUUAGGGACAUUGUGCUUAAAUGGAAGCGAUUCAGUACUGUGGCUACUCUGCCGAGAAGUGGGCGCCCUAGAAAGACGUCUGCAAAGACAAAGAUCAGCGAGGUUGGUAACGACUCUAGUGAGCCAAAAGACAGAGGAGAAGAUUUGCAUCACAAAAAGCAGCGAAAGGCUACUGCUGUUUCAUCUAAUGACGAGACUACAGAACAAGACAGAGACUUUAGCACUACCCACAAGGAUGGAAAGAUCAUACAUUCCGACUCAUCUCGUACUCAAGCAGCAGAUGAAGAGAAUAUGGCUGGACCAUCAGAUAUCAGAGGAGGAAGUUCAGCCCAUAAAAUGAGCGAUAACAUCAUCUGCAGUGAUGGAAACACAGAUUCCUACUCAUCUGAUGAAGAUGAAGAAGACCCUAUUGCCAGUCAUCUGUCAGCUGGAAUAGCUGAGAGCAGAGGAGGAGAUCCGGACCAUGAAAUGCACCAAGGAACGACCAACUCUGCUUCAUCUGAUGAUGAAACUACAGAAGAAGAUCCAACAGAGCAGUUUUUCUGUGGAGAGAAGAAGAUAUAUGCUGGUUCCUCAGUCACAAUGGGAGCCCUCCUCCUGCUCCUCCUGGCGUUCAUUGUGAAGCACGGCUUGUCAAAAGCAGCAGCCAGAGAUCUCCUGCACCUCCUAAACUUGGUGGUACCCGGAUGUG
Messenger RNA from Haplochromis burtoni (Burton's mouthbrooder), 1351 nucleotides. RefSeq lists its product as uncharacterized. The record is from RefSeq and is a predicted model, not a curated record. NCBI's taxonomy places the organism in Eukaryota, Metazoa, Chordata, Actinopteri, Cichliformes, Cichlidae.